AUGAAACCAACAUCAAUCGCUCAAUUGACCAGACCCUGGAAGCGUUAUAGAGAUGGCACAUUAUUCUAUGGGUUAUCUAAAAGUGGGAACAAGAGAGUGCCACUAACGACGAAGCAGGGCAAUAAGACGAUGUACAAGGGGACAAGGUCGUCUGGUAUUGGUAGACACACGAAGUAUGGUGAAUAUGUGAUUGAUUGGAACAAAGUUCGAACGUUUGUGACACCAUCUGUUUUCAAUAAAGAUCUUAAACCAUUAGUAAGUCAAAAUUUGCCUGAAUUGAAACAUAACUAUAAGGGUUUUGAUAAAGGACCGAUGGAUCCCAAAUUGUAUAUAUCAAAAUUGAGAGAAUAUGUUAAAUUUGGAGAAGCACCAAGUGAAGGUAAUGAUGUGAAAUGUAUAGAGGAAAGGGGGUAA
This is a messenger RNA of Kazachstania africana CBS 2517, 414 nucleotides long. RefSeq names its product mitochondrial 54S ribosomal protein mL41 (gene MRPL27). Gene Ontology annotation, cellular component: mitochondrial large ribosomal subunit. Gene Ontology annotation, molecular function: structural constituent of ribosome. Lineage: Eukaryota; Fungi; Ascomycota; Saccharomycetes; Saccharomycetales; Saccharomycetaceae. Bases 1 to 414 code for a protein of 137 amino acids. The record is from RefSeq and is a predicted model, not a curated record. Gene Ontology annotation, biological process: translation. The transcript has a single exon.